Effrenium voratum is the source of this 1068-nucleotide messenger RNA. The record is from the annotation of a GenBank genome assembly. Lineage: Eukaryota; Dinophyceae; Suessiales; Symbiodiniaceae.
AUGGCCUGCCUGCAGACUUUGCAGUGCUUAACGCUUCUUGGUGCCGGAGUUUUCUCAGCACUCGUGCAUGCACUCGGCCCUCGGUUCAGCGUUCAUUCUCAUCCUCAUCGUUGUUGGGAAGAUGGGCUCAGUUUCCAUGGCUGUUGCAACAGCCGUUUCAACAUAAAAGCCAUACCAGCUGUGCUUCGGCACAGGCAGAGAAUGGCUGGGGAUCCUGAUUGUUUCUCUACACUGCAGCAGUACUGGACUUGCUGUGCAUUGAACGACAACCCCAUCGGUAUACUUUACGACGUGAUGCUACUUCUCUAUCGUGUUCCGCCCCAAGGUUCUACCAACAAGACGACUCACCUACUGGUCUUGCAAGGCCUUGCAAUACGCCAUGUUGCCAGCCUGCUGCAAAACAAAGAAGUUCAGCAAGUGCCGGGAGUAAAGGACUUCCUUACCGUGGCAGAGCCAUUUCAACUUAGUCAUGACACAGGAGCUGGCACUGUUUGGCCAUUUUCAGUAGUAGCCGCGCAAGCCAUCUCUGCAAACUUUGACUUUGGAUUUCCCAUUGAUGGCACCAGAAGCUUCUUGGAGUUGGGCAGCGGUACCGGGCUGGUGUCAAUGGUCGCCUUGUCCCUGGGCUUCGCUGUGCUUUCGACGGAUCUGUGCCCCAUCAGCAUGCACCAGCGCCAGCUCAGCGUGGAGGCAUCCUUCGGACCGACGUCCAGUCGGGCGAAGCGCUUCCGACAGCAGCAGCUGGACCUUUUCAACGCCUCCACCUGGCCAGCGCGGAGAGUGGAUGUCACCUGCAUGACGCGGCUGGCUGAGGAUAUGACCCAGUUCUGCGUGGGCUUCCGCCAGGUCCUGCGGGCGACCUUGAAGCCCAUGGGCGUGGGCAUCUAUGCCGGCGGCGUUUUCGGUAUGCGGAAAACUGAACGAGCCUGCGUGGAAAGUGAUGAGGUGUUCCAUGCACAAGCGCAUUUGCCACUGGAAGAUGGCUCUUGGAUUGAAACUGACCUGGACUUUGACAACCAUCUGGCCCUCAAGAAGCCAGUCUUUGUCACAUUGCGUUGGAAGCACUAA